Molecule: messenger RNA, 1448 nt
Organism: Erigeron canadensis
Lineage: Eukaryota; Viridiplantae; Streptophyta; Magnoliopsida; Asterales; Asteraceae
Product: probable beta-1,3-galactosyltransferase 14
Exons: 7
Coding region: 63-1130 (355 amino acids)
Cellular component (GO): Golgi membrane
Molecular function (GO): hexosyltransferase activity
Source: RefSeq, a predicted model, not a curated record
AGUUUUAUUUCUCUCCAAAUAAAAAACCCCUGAAUCAACCAACAAACAAGCUAAAUUAAAAAAUGCCAAUACCUAAAAAAUUCUUUCAAGCUCGAUCCUAUCCAAACAGCAGCUUAUUAACAACAGCAGCUAAUCGUAGUAAAUCACCAAUUUUUAUUAUAAAAACACUCUGUUUAGUGAUCGGCAUAACUGUUUUAUUAUUUUUAAUUAUUCCAAAAAUCACAACAAUUGGAAAUACUAAUAAUAAAUGUAAGUAUAGUAAACCUCUAUCUGUAUCUGUUGUGUGGGAUAAAAGUGGCAGUGGCAGUGGCGGUGCUGCUACUGAUGGAGAUCAGAAAAGACAUAAAGUUAUGGGAUUUGUCGGAAUUCAAACCGGUUUCGGAUCGGUUGAGAGACGAAAAGCGUUGCGAAAGACUUGGAUGCCUUCUGAUCACCAAGGUCUUCAAAGAUUGGAAGAGGCUACAGGCUUAGCCUUCAGGUUUAUCAUUGGCAAGACUAGCGAUGCAUCAAAAAUGGCGGAGCUUAAGAAAGAAGUGGAGGAAUAUGAUGACUUCUUGAUGUUGGAUAUUGUUGAGGAGUACAGUAAGCUUCCAUACAAAACGUUAGCCUUCUUCAAAGCUGCCUAUGCACUAUAUGAUUCUGAGUUUUAUGUCAAAGCCGAUGAUGACAUAUAUCUACGACCAGAUCGCCUCUCACUGCUCUUGGCAAAAGAACGUUCUCACUCACAGACUUAUCUCGGAUGCAUGAAGAAAGGUCCUGUGUUCACCGACCCAAAACUCAAAUGGUAUGAACCUCUAGGAUACAUGCUUGGGAAAGAGUACUUUCUUCAUGCUUAUGGUCCACUGUAUGCUCUUUCUGCAGAUGUUGUUGCAAGCUUGUCUGCUCUUAGAAACGAUAGUUUCCGGAUGUUUAGCAAUGAGGAUGUUACUAUCGGCGCAUGGAUGCUUGCAAUGAAUGUCAACCAUGAGGAUAAUCGUCAACUUUGUCAAUCAGAAUGUACUGCUUCAUUCAUUUCUGUGUGGGAUAUUCCCAAGUGUUCAGGGCUCUGUAACCCUGAAAAGAAGAUGUUGGAACUUCAUAAAAUGGAAAGCUGUGCAAACAGCCCAACUUUACCAUCCGAUGAAGACUAGGAACAGGUGCACUAUAAAAUUAGUCUUCUGACGUGUACCUUUGCUCUUAAACUUUACAUCAAACGCUUAGAUAUUUGAUCUGCUUGUAUCUCAUUCUUUCAUUAUAUACCAACCUGAUCAAUAGUACAUUUGGAGUGGCACUGAUUUUAUGUAAACACUAGUCAUAGAGGUGAGAGUAUCUUUGUUACCGGGAGCAUUCAAUUAUAUAGAUAUAUGGCUGUAAUACUUUGACUGAACAUUAGUUGUUAUCAUGGAGUAGAAUCUAUUGUAUCACACAAUGCCUUUCACCAUAUUAUAUGCGAGAGCUUACUCAAAAUA